Messenger RNA from Ambispora gerdemannii, 1299 nucleotides. The record is from the annotation of a GenBank genome assembly. NCBI's taxonomy places the organism in Eukaryota, Fungi, Glomeromycota, Glomeromycetes, Archaeosporales, Ambisporaceae.
AUGCUAAACUUCAAAUUCUCCGACGCAGCCACUUUGAUCACAGGAGCAGUUUCGUCAUCGUCAUCAUCGUCAAAUACAAGACAAAGUACAUUUAACGAUGAGAUUACCUUUCAGUUUGUCGUUCCGGAUGUACUCGAGCUCUCGAAGCCUGUGCAUAGUCCGUUGUUUGCAACUGCAGAUGAUAUUUUUUGGCAAUUAGUUUUUGGUCCUCCGAAUGAUAAAGAUUCCGAAUUCUACGAUUUAUUUCUGACAGCAAUUCCAAAUACACAAGAAUCAGUAUCCGAAUCAUCGUGGCAAGCUCGCGGCGGAUUGACCGCAAGGGUAUACUUGAAGAACCACAUUACCAGAAACGAUAUUAUCGCCAGGGAAUUUUGUACCGAUGGAUAUUCAAUUAUGGGCACGUGGAUAGGGUUUAAAAAAAUUUGGAAGAAACCAUCGUAUCUUGAAGGUGGCAAAAUUGUAGUCGGUGUAGAAUUCACGAAUGUACCAAAAGCAAAGGAACACAAAUCGGUAUUAACUCUUCCGUGGAAUUCAGCUCCCAAAUAUUUGAUUGAUGCAUGGCAACAACAUUUAGGCAAUCAGAACACGGCAGAUGUGAAAUUUUUGGUCGAUGAUAAACCAAUCUAUUGUCACAUUGACAUUUUAAAAGCUCGAUCACAACAUUUUCGGCAUUUAUUUGAGAUUGAGCCACCGGCUCAGCAAGAAAGACCGAAAGAAGAACCGAAAGAAUUAAGUGUAGGAGACGCGCUUAAGAAUAAAAAUUCUUCUCAACCUUCAUUUGAAUUAGUUACAUUGGAAGAUACACCUGUCCAAGAAACUUCGGGAAGCAGUACAACUCCAACUAAUCGACUUCAAACCAUAAAAAUUGAUGACACAGAAAUUAACUACACAACAUUCUACGAGAUGAUACGUUACAUUUACACCGAUCAGAUAACUUUCAACGACAGCACAGUAAAUCCACUAUCAAUUUACGAAAUUGCCGUCAAAUAUGAACUACCUGACCUGAGGAUCCACGCAAAAACAGAAAUUUUCCAAACACUGACCUUCGAAAAUGUGACGGCGCGCUUAUUUAACGAUGGCACACACAAAUAUCCAGAACUACGAAAAUAUCUCGUAAAAUAUCUCGUGGAUAAUUUCACAGCAAUUCGUGAGACCGGCGAAUUUAAACGGGUGGUGGGGUCACCUGCAGAUUUUCCGCAUUUCGCCGAAUUGAUGGUUGAAAUAUUUGCAUUAUUGGGUCCGACAGCUAAUGCUGCUGCUGCUUCAAAUAAUCAAUUUAAACCACUGACAGAUCAAUGA